UUUUUUUACAUUUUUCAGGGAUUUUAUUUUUGCAACUUCAUUAUGGUUGUGACUUCGUGUAUUUGGAACACUUUUUCCUUCUUUAUAGAAAUGAAACCAAAGUCGGAAUUUGCUUCACUUUUUAUUUCCUGUCCCAAAUAUUCUGAAGAAGUUGAAGCUGAGCCUUAUGGAUUAAUUAAAUUGGAGGAACAAAUGCUUGAAUUGACUAAUAAUUUGCAAAAAGAUUCAAAAGACGAACAACUCCCCCUUUCCACAAAAAGAAUGGGCACCAAAUUUGGCGAUAUUUUAUUAAACCCACCAACAUUAUGUCUAAUUUCUUGGGCUGAUAAUCAACAUGAUUUGUUAAUGUGCAAGGUUAAGGCUGAUGUUGAUUGCGUUAAUUUGUGUCAAAAAUCAGUCAAAAUGUUGGAAGAAGAAUUAUCCCAAAAUUGUAACUUGCGCGAUUAUUUGGACCGAGUUGAGAGAAGUAAAACUUUUAGUGUUGUUUGCAGGCAAUGUGAUUGCAUAUUACACACUCAUUCAAAAAACGAUUAUGAAUUUGGAAUUUUGCCUUGUGAUGACUGGUUAGAUUUAUCACCACAAAUGGAUUAUUUUUGUGCUUUUUCUGGUAAUGAAUGUUGUACUAAACAUUUUGAGAACAACAAAACAAAUACUAAAGAAGGACUUUUAAGAUUUUCUGGAAAUUUUGGUUCUGAAUUGACAAGACAUUUGCCUACUGAAAGUAGAAUAGUUUUGAGUAAUAUGUUUAUAUUUUUUCAAAAGAAUACAUUGGACAAAACAACAAAAGAACAUGAAUUAGAUGAUUCUCGUGAAAAAAUUAUUUUGUGUAAAAAUUGUAAUGUACAGCUUGGGACUUCACUAAAAAAUCAAUCUGACAUCCUCAGACUUCAUUUAUCCACCUUACAUGUAUAUGGAGAUAAUAAAUUGAAGACUAGUUAUAUUCCUACUCGAUUUUAUUCAAGUGAAUGUUUUUUAGCCUGGAUGAUUUUAAAUAAGUGUGAAAUAUAUUCUUCGAUGAAAUUGUUGUUUCGAUCAUUGGAUAAAAUGCCUCAAAUUUUGAUUUGGUUAAUUGAACCCUAUGUUGUACUUACUAGAGGUGUUUUGAAGGAACUCCCAGAAGAUGCCGAAAAUUCUUCCUCUAAUUCAUUUCCAACUUCAAUUUCUUUCCCAGCACUUAAAGUUAUCUAUAAACUUUUUGAUAGUGAUUCGUGUCAUCAAGAUCCUAGAGCAAAUGGAAGUGAUUCAAGUGUUGGCAUUUUGGAUGUUCCGCUUGGUUGUUGUAUUCAAUUAGCUGAACUUUUGCUGAACAGUUCUUUGUCGUUGCCAAUUCCUUUGAGAGCAUUAGGACAAUUUUAUGUUGGAUUCAUUCGCUUGAAGGAUCGCAUUGAUUGA
Molecule: messenger RNA, 1392 nt
Organism: Meloidogyne enterolobii
Lineage: Eukaryota; Metazoa; Nematoda; Chromadorea; Rhabditida; Meloidogynidae
Source: the annotation of a GenBank genome assembly